This is a messenger RNA of Quercus robur (English oak), 862 nucleotides long. RefSeq lists its product as uncharacterized. The coding region runs from base 137 to 568 and encodes 143 amino acids. The record is from RefSeq and is a predicted model, not a curated record. The transcript has 5 exons. NCBI's taxonomy places the organism in Eukaryota, Viridiplantae, Streptophyta, Magnoliopsida, Fagales, Fagaceae.
GUUAGAGAGAGAACAACCAACUGUACAAAAAUGCUGCAAUUUUUUGAAGUCUUCUCUACUCUCUACUUCUCUGUUUCUCUCUUCUUCUUCUUCACUCAUUAUUAGUUUGUGUGUGCCUUUUAAAUAAUAAUAAAAUAUGGAAAUGGCGAACGUGCCAUCAAGUUCACCUCCAACACCAACCUCGCCGCCGUCGGCCUCCAAUUCGGAGAACUCCGCCACCAGCCCCACCACUUCUCUCACUCCACCUAACCCACUUCACCUUCAGGUUGUCGACGAAGGACCAACCCCGAAUAAUGGAUCUCUCAAUGUCGACGACAAAAAGCCUGACUUUCCACACCAACACUUCAAGUUUCUUGACAGCACAGACUACAUUGAGAAGUUCAAGAAAUAUGAAGCUGACUACACUUUCCGGUUGAUGGCAAAAUAUUUCUCUAAGAAGAAUCUAUAUGGAGGCAGCAUAUUUGAUGGGAACAUGACAAUAGAUGAUGAGGUCAUAAAGUCAAGCAGGCCCUAUUGUGUGAAGGUGGCCUUGUACCCGAUCAUAUGCAAACCCAGUGCAGGGUUUUGAAGACCAAAGCAGCAGUAUUCCAGCUUAUUCAGAUGAAACUCCAACUGAUAUAUCAAACGGGAAGCACCCAGUAAGAAAGACUAGCUGAAGACAUUUGCUACCUUAACCAUACUCUUAGACCUACCUGUAUGGUACGUGGUACCGUAUAUUAUUUAUGAUGUAGACAAUCAGGUUACUGGGUGAAAUGAACCACAACUUCACGUAACCUCCCAUUUAGUGUAAGAAAUGUCCACGGUUCAGAAUUUACAAUUUAUCAACGCUAUUGGAUCCGGAAACAUACAAUUUAUCAAUGCU